CCAGUCCGCACGGGGGCGCCAUCGGAAAAUCCCUGGCUUUGUACGGCAGGUCCGCGCUUUGGUCGCCUCUUGUCAAGUGCCUUUUCCCGGAAGUGAAGCUGUGCGCUUUUGGCUCGGGACGCCGCAGCUGUGGACGGGGAGCCGCAAUGGACCGUCUAUCGUCGUUUGGAAAUGACCCGUUUGAUAAACCCCCGUGCCGGGGCUGCUCGACUUACCUGGUAGAGCCGUACAUCAAGUGCGCCGAAUGCGGGCCAUCAGCGUUCUUCUUGUGCCUUCAGUGUUUCACGCGGGGCUUUGAGUAUAGGAAGCACCAGAGCGACCACAAAUAUGAAAUUAUGACAUCAGACUUCCCUGUGCUGGAGCCUGGCUGGACAGCCCAGGAGGAAAUGGCUCUGUUGGAGGCUGUGAUGGACUGCGGCUUUGGGAACUGGCAGGACGUGGCGUACCAGAUGCGCUCGAGGACCAAGGAAGAAUGUGAGACUCACUAUAUGAAGAACUUCAUCAACAAUCCGCUGUUCUCCUCCACCCUGCUGAGCCUGCGGCAGAUGGAGGCCAAUCGCACCGCGGACACUGCCAUCCCAUUCCGCCCCACUGACGACCCCCCCAGACCAACAUUUGACUCCCUGCUGUCCCGGGACAUGGCUGGCUACAUGCCAGCACGGGCAGACUUCAUGGAGGAGUUUGACAACUACGCUGAAUGGGACUUGAAGGACGUCGAUUUUGUCGAUGACGACUCUGACAUUCUGCAAUCUUUGAAGAUCGCCGUUGUUGACAUUUACCAUUCCCGAUUAAAGGAACGGCAACGCAGAAAGAAGAUCAUCCGGGAUCACGGCCUGAUCAACCUGAGGAAGUUCCAGAUCCUGGAGCGCCGGUACCCCAGGGAGGUGCAGGACCUGCAUGAGGCCAUGAGGCGUUUUGCCAGAGUGGUGGGGCCCACGGAACAUGACAAGCUCAUCGAGAGCCACGCCCUGGAGUUUGAGCUGCGGCGGGAGAUCAAGAAGCUGCAGGAAUACCGGAAGGCCGGCAUCCAGUCCUUCUGCAGUGCUAAGGUGUACGAGCGUGUGAAGCGGGUGCGGGAGGACGAGCGCCGGAAGCGGACUAUGCUGACGGACGUGCUGCAGUACAUCCAGGACAGCCGCGCCUGCCAACAGUGGCUACAUAAGCAGGCGGCCAUAGAUGCCGGGAUCAGCCCAGUGGUCACCACCAUCACCACCUCAGCGUCGGGCCGCAGGAGCGCCCCCCCACUCAACCUGACCGGGCUGCCUGGCACUGACAAGCUCAACGACAGAGAGAAGGAGUUGUGCCAGGUGGUACGGCUGGUCCCGGGCGCCUACCUGGAGUACAAGCAGGCCCUGCUGAACGAGUGCCGACGGCAAGGCGGCCUACGGCUGGCCCAGGCACGAGCCCUCAUCAAGAUCGACGUCAACAAGACGCGCAAGAUCUACGACUUCCUCAUCAAGGAGGGCUGCAUCAACAAGACCUAGGCACUACAGCACACACACCUGCAGGGGGCGCUCUGUGCUCUCUGGAGGAAAGAACUCGCAUCAGGAGGAAACCCUCAGCCAACGAUAUCCAGGUCUGGAAUAGUCCACCUUUUUGGGGGGUGGGGCGGGCCAUCACCUUGUUUAUUGCCCCCCCCCCCCACACACACACACACACACACACACACACACAAUGAGGCAUAGACUGCUCCAGCCUCACCCUGCGUCUGAUCACUGCGACUCCAUCGAUGAAGGGACAGUCUCAUUCAAGAUCAGCGGAUAUAAAGUGUGAGCAGAUGUCAGCUUCUGCGGCUCUGACCGGCUGCCUGUCUGUCUGUGCAGGUUAAUAACACUGUGUGAGGAAACUGCUCCAUUUAGAGGGAGUGCUGUGCUGGGGUAGGACUGAAGAUGUCAGUGUUUCUGUCACUGUGGUCCCUGUCCCGUCUCCCUGUCCCGUCUCCCUGUCCCGUCUCCCUGUCCCGUCUCCCUGUCCCGUCUCCCUGUCCCGUCUCCCUGUCCCAUUUAUAAUCAUAGAUUGGAUGUUAUGCAAGUGCCGUUUUCAUCACAAAUGCCCCUCCACCCUGAAAUUCGAGCCGAUUAUCAUCAUUAUUACAUGUCUGUGUUUUCCCCAUGUGUUCUGAAUAACCUCCCUAAAUGCAUAGUAAUCCCGGGAGAGGUGGGGGGGGGGGGGCAUGAUGUAUCCAAUGAGGAAUUUGUCUGUCACAUGACAGCUGGCCACAUCCACCAUACAGGGUUACUCCUUGGGUAAACCGACAUUCCCGGGCAUGACUUCACCAAAAUGGCAUUAGUUGUGUUGAUGCUACUUCAUGUUUGAGGUAUGAUGUUUUAGUAAACUGUCAGAUUAUAUAUUUAGUUUUGAUCUGUUCAUUCCUCUGUCACCAACCCCCCCAUGCCCGACAGAGGUGCGUAACGGGGGUCACUGCUUUGUAAAUUAAACCUGCUCUCUCAGGCAGCCUGUGCACUCGGCUGCUGCACAGUGUGGGACGUCUGAAAACUCUCCUGUCGGCUCUGCGACCCAAAUAUUGUUCCUCAGAUGUACGUUUCUGUUUUUAUAAACUGCAGCACUGCAGAGUGCACACCCCGGUAACGCAGGAUGAUCUAUUUAUGGAUCUCUGUACCCUGGCUGCCCUUGGAAAGACCUGACAUCAGAGUCCAACAUUUUCGAGGUCUCAGAGGUGUUUAAUCAGGCAUUUUAGGGGGCGACUCCUGCUUUUAUCACUAUUUACUUUUCCUGGCAUUUUGUGCUUCUGUGUUUGCUGAACUUGAGCAUGCUGACGUCUGUUUACACUCAGGUGACUUUGUGUUGUUUGGAAGUCAGUCAUGGAGAAUCCCUUCACCUGUCACCUGCCCCAGGCUGCUCCAUCCUCUCAUUUGUGUCCACUUUUAAAUUACCAUGAGGCACUGUGUCAGCAUCCAGAAGGUCAUGGGUUCAAAUCCUGUGACCAGCAGAGUAAUCAUGCCCCUCUUAGAUGCUUGAGCAAGGCCCUUACCCUCAGCUGCUCCAGGGACUCUGGCUCAGCCCACACUGACCCCCAGCUUUCCUCACUUGUACAUUGCUCUGUACAAAAGCGCCUACUUAAUAAAUGUAAUUGUAAUUAACAAAUGUAAUUGUUUGCAAGUGUGACCCUGUGCUCUAUGUGGUUGGUGUAUGUGUGGAGAAAUAUGCUUCUCAUCAUGAGUAAAGUAAGGUAAACAAAGCAAGUAAAUAACCGGGAUGUUAAA
This is a messenger RNA of Paramormyrops kingsleyae, 3224 nucleotides long. RefSeq names its product transcriptional adaptor 2A (gene tada2a). Gene Ontology annotation, cellular component: nucleus; SAGA-type complex. The record is from RefSeq and is a predicted model, not a curated record. Gene Ontology annotation, molecular function: transcription coactivator activity; protein binding; chromatin binding. NCBI's taxonomy places the organism in Eukaryota, Metazoa, Chordata, Actinopteri, Osteoglossiformes, Mormyridae. Gene Ontology annotation, biological process: regulation of transcription by RNA polymerase II; chromatin remodeling.